UCCUCCUGCCCAAAUAGUCUGAAUCCUCCUCUCUCUUCCAGAUCUGGGGCUGGCAGAGACCACAUGAAUGAGAGGCCUCCCAUAACAUUUCUCCACUGGGAAGGUGGGAGCAGCACCAGAAACUUCCAGAGUUUGUUCCCUGAGAAAUCCAAGGAACAAAGACAUCAAGCAGGUGGAUCCCAGUCUAGAUCCUCCCACUUCUGCUAAAGAUGUCUCACCGGAACAAAAAACGGGCUUCCAAAAGUGGACACUCUAGGAGCAAUUCAACAGAGGCUCCAGUUCUCACCGGGCCGAAAAUGGACUCAUUGGGUUUCCAAGCGAUGGAAAGUAAUGUUCCUGGGUUGUCCCAAGUCAUCCUUCAGAAACUCAACAUGAAGAGUUAUGAUGAAUACAGAUCUGCACUGGAGGGCAAGACUCCCUGCACAGAUUUUGGCAUCCGAUCCUACUUCGAGAUGUUUCAGAAAAUGGAAGACACGUUCAAAUUCUGCGUCGAGUGCAAGAAACUUCCAGAUUCGCUACCUGACCCUAAAAGCCUACGGCGCUGCAAAAGAUGUCAGAACAUCUAUUACUGUGGCCCCGAUUGCCAACGGUUGAACUGGCCCAUCCACAAAAAAUUCUGCAAGAAGCUGAAGCUGGCAGCCCUUGACCGACUUAUAGAAUGGCUUGUGUUCACAGGUGACAUCCCUUUCCUCACAAGACCCUGGACAAAAAAUAUCCAGGACCUGCAGGGCUGGGAAGACUGGUUCUUGAUGCAGGAAAAUCUGGAUGAAAAGCUGAACGUGAUCAAGACGGGGCAUUAUAUGAGCAUCCUCUGGGCCAAUGUGGGCAAACCAAAGCCCAACGAGGAGGAGUUGACUGAGUCAAUCAAGAGGGUGACCACAGACUUUGUCUCCCGGCCGGCCACCAUUGGCUUUGGUUUGAGCAUGUUCCAUCUGGAUCCCUAUGCCAAACCACUCACAGUGCAUGUAGUUGGAGCUUCUCACGUUGAGACUCUCAAUGCUCGGGUGACAGAUUAUGAUGAGCUGUCCCGGAUGUUUCCAAAGCACCAGGGCAUGGAGGUGGUAAUGGUGGGGGUAGAUGUGGUAGACGGACCCAUCAUGAGACCUCCGCUGGUGGCCUUUGGACCCCGGGAAAGGGUCUACCUGAGCAGCUACAAGGACCUUUACCACAACUUCUGGGAAUCACAGGUGGAGAAUCAGCAAGCGGCUCGACCAGAUAUUGUGGUUGGCUUUCAUGCAGGGUUCCACGCCUGCCCUGAUCUGAUGGUAAGCUGGCUUCCCACAUUGUUGCUUCUCCGAGACUACAAGAUCCCUUCUUUAUUCACUAUGUACAGUGAACAGGAGCUGAAACAAUCCCUCAGAAUCUUGAUGGAGCUGGAGAUGCAGAUCACAGGCUGUGGGGCCAACCCCUUCACCUCCCUCAAACCGGAGCAGGCCCAUUCAAACCCUAACAAGCCACCCGUCUACUCCAACUCCCACUACCUGAUGUUCCACGGGCUAGCUGGUCCUCCAGAGGAACAUGACAUAGGAGAACUGGAUGGGGAAGAGGAAGAGAGAAGUUAAAUCCCAGCAAGCUUAGAACUAUAGAACCUAACUAGCAAUGGUGUCUUCAUAUCUUUCAAUUUGUCAUGCAACAAAUUAAGAUCUCAGGAAUACAGGCAUCUGGGUAUGGGGCAUGCUGAUAUUGAAGGCUGCCUUUGUUCGUGCAACAAAAGGUCCAAGCUGAUUAUUAGUCUAGUCUAGUCCUAUCAGGUUUGUAGUCAAAGCAUGUUGACUCCCAUGGUCCUGUGUAUCCUCCUCCCAAUUUAGCAUAUGUAAAUCAGCUGUCCCCUAACUUGGGGUCUUCCAGAUGUGUUGGAGCUAGAAGUUCCAAAAUUCCCAGCCAAAGGCAAUGCUAGCUUGGAAUUCUGGGAGCUAGUAUUUCUAACGUAUUUGGAGGACUCCAGGUUGGAAACGAGGGCCAGUUUGAUUAGUGGUUAAAGGCAUGGAUUGGAAGCCAGGAGACUGAAUUCUAGACCUCUCUUAGGCGUGAAAGCCAACUGAGUGAUUUUGGCCCAGGCAUUCUCUCUCAGUCCUAGGAAGGAUCCAAUGGCAAACCUGGGCCAUGUAAAAAUUUAACAAAAUAAAAUAAACCACUUCUGAAAAUGUUGUCCAGAAAACCACAUAGACUUGUCCACGGAGUCCCCAGGAGUCAAGUCUGAUUCAAGGGCACGAAAUAAAAAUUAAAGAAAGGGCGAUUCCAGGAGAGCACCUGAAAAUGGUUGAAGUAGUAUUGCCCACGUGUUGAUCCACGUGAAAAUGUUUUCAGAACUUAGACAAGAGAGUCUCCAUUAAAGGGUUUUUCUCAUAUGGAGUUGUAAACACUUGCAGGGACAUAGCCUGUGUGUGCAUGUAGAUACAAGGGUGGCUCCAUCUUCUUUACAGCCAAUCAAUGUUAGUUAGGCAUGUUCAUUGGUGGCCGAGAUGCCAACAAGAGAGUUCAAAAUGGUGGCUGGGCUAUUUCUCCUGUUCUUUCUCUCCAGCUCUUUUUCCAGCAAAGUUGGAAAACUUGGAUAACUGACUUGAUUUUUGAUUUUCCCGUAAUAAAGCUUCCUGGGUGAAGUGAAUUUAACCCGGUGUGAAAUUGGAUUUUACAGAAGUUAAAUCUACCUGCCUCUGAGUUAAUAGAUUGGGUCAACGAAAUCCAUUUUGGAGUCCCCGCAACAGAUCAUCGACCACCUUGACCCAGUAAGCUAUGUUGUGAGAACAGGACUCAAGCACAUGAAAACAACUGUACGAUACAGUCAAUAGAAAGGAUAAGAUUGGAGAAUUAUUGGAAGCCUUUUUAAAAAUUCCUUGCACGUAGUAGCUGAGCCAGUUCUUGUUCGUGGCUGACUUUAUCUCAAGGACAUUACCUGAGCAUCACUAAAUCCCUGGAUUUAAUUAGAAUUAAAUGAUACUUUAAUAAGAUGAGCAUUUAAAAUUCCUUUCAGUCAGUGGAACGAUUUUAGUCUGACAUAGAAUAAUUUUUUAAAAAAAAUGCACAAGGUAUUAGGAAAAUAAAACUUCUUCCUAGCCUUUGAACUUGGGAUUUAUGUUUUUCUAUACCGGACCUAAAUUGCAUGAGUCCAAUACAUGGAAAGGAGGAAAAUCAGGAGAGCCGUGGUAAAUUCUGAGUAUCCAGAGGAGAAUAACCUUUUGAUGGCUGGAUGCUGGCUUUCAAAUUAUUUUUUAAAGCCCAAAAUAGUGUCGUCAUGGCAUUACAAGAGGGGUCAAGCUGAAUUUACUAAUCUUCUCCCCCUUCUCAGAAGCUUAAUGUCUCUAUUUCCUCUACUUUUUAACCAAAACCCAGCAGGAACUUGUUCUUCUUUUGUGCAUUCAAAAUGGGGUGUGUGUGUGUGUGUAACAAAUAAUGGGCAGAGUUUCAAACUUAGCAUCUAACUGGAUCCCCCCACUUUUCAUUUUCCAGGAAUGCCUACAGGGCCCAGUGGAAGCAAGAAGCAAUUUUGUAAAUAAAGAUGACACUAAAGGACAAUGCUAUGCUGGACCCACUUCCUAUUUAACUAAUUAAAUUCCUAUUUAAUUAAAUCCUAAUUAAAAUAAUCAUUAAAAGAAUGCCUGGAGAGCAUAUUUGUGCAUGCACUGGAGCUCAUGGUCGCUAUAUUUCUUAACCCCAAAUUAAAAGAGCUACGCUGCUAGAGAAGAUAUGUUCUUCUCCUCAAGAGCAGCAUAGACAAGCAAAUAGUUCUGCAAAUUCCAGGUCUUACUUACAAACCUCUAAGGCAGUGUUUCU
Messenger RNA from Python bivittatus (Burmese python), 3771 nucleotides. It is a transcript of the gene MSS51, whose product is annotated as MSS51 mitochondrial translational activator. The record is from RefSeq and is a predicted model, not a curated record. NCBI's taxonomy places the organism in Eukaryota, Metazoa, Chordata, Lepidosauria, Squamata, Pythonidae.